CGCAAUUACAGAGUACAGAACGUGUCACCUCGUGGCUUCGCAGGCAAUAAAUAUACACUUCUUGACAGUCGGGUGUUGCUGUACUGAGACACUAACAUAUUUUGCCAGUGUUUGCUUGAUUUCACCAUGCAUCUACUACUAGUAUCCUCGUCAAACCAUCAACUAUGUAUAAGCUUAAACCAAAGCGAUAUUCAAUCACUAAUUCAUUUCACAUCAGACAAACCAAUAUGGAAGCAGCAAUAGACCUAGGCAGAGCCCGAUUCCAUUCCUCGGACUCAAACUUGACUCUCACAAUGGAUGUCUCCGUACUCAUACAGUCCCACAGGAGACCCCAAAGUGCCGCACGCGACAUGCCUCUCAUACAGCUGAUGACCAUGGGAAGGGUCUGGGUUGCUGAAGCACCAGAGAUCAAACUGAAUUUAUUCAUCAAUGCUCAUAACGUACCCAAUGUCACCGUCUCCACUUUUGUGCCAGUUGUGGGGGAGAUGCUCUGCAAUGCAAAGCUCUGGAAAGAGUUAGGCUUGGUUAUCAUGUACAAAAGCUGCGAAUAUCUCGAUCAGAAACCCCCUCCGAGCUUUCAAUUAGCCUUCGGAAUCGGAAGGUCGCUCACACAGCCUGCUCUCUUGCCAACAAUGAGCCGCAGAAUUCCAAAGGCUUUGCAGGCACCAGGGAAGCUCAUCCCUCCGCCAUACAUUGAGUCUAUUAGGAUUUCUACGAUCAGUAUAAACCUAGAUUUUAUUUCCACAUACCCCCAAAUGCAGCUAUAUCCUCCCGCGCUGAUCAUGGCGAGUUACGGGGAAAUGGGAUGGAAAGCACCUGAUCCUGAAUUCGAAGACCUGGGGCUAGAGUUUACCUUCCAGUCCUCACAGCUCGACGAAAGGGACAUUCCCGAGCUCUCCAAUACCAGAGAUUUCACAGAAGAGCUUGCAGAUAUGGAUAACAGCCCGAAUAGCACCAUCCUCUCGAGCCCUCCCACAGAGCCAGCAGUCAGAAGCUCCAACGCCAACCACCAAGCACUACAUCAUCUGCUCCGCGCAGGCAUGAGCUACUUAUUCGUUAGCAACAGUCCUGAGCAAGGACAAACAGAGCCGGAACCAGAGACUGAACAGCUGCAAAGUCUUCCAAGAAUGGCGCCGUCGGUCUUUAGCCUUGGAUACAAUGAAGCAAUGAGCCAGCGUUCGCUGCUUAUCGCAUCGCUCGUCAAGUCCCUGACAUCCAUGUUGAAGCUGCCCAUGAACCAUUCUUUGCAACAGAUUGUCCACAGUGUGAAGGCUGCGUACAUACCGGACGAAUUCUCAUUGACAGCAGUAGAUACGGGGGACAUUCUUCACGCGGCAUAUUGGGCUCUUGCUCAAAAGCAACUUUACAAAGCAGAAGCCUCACAAAAGCUGAGCCGAAUGGACGGGUUUGAGCCUACAAUUCUGGACGAAUCACAAGCUUAUGAAUCCCUCCUAAUGACUGAUCCAAUGGAAGAGAUACCGAACUGGUUCAACCACGCUACUACCGAAGAGAUGGACAGGAGUUCUGAGUACUACUUGGGCACUGAGGAUCAUUUCGAGCUUGAUUGCACAUCCCAGACGAAUCCUCUCUUAUCGGUUGAUGAGAACUAUACACGUUCUGUCAAUGAGAGCUUAUGGGGCCCAAUACAUGAUAGUCAAACAACAGCAAUGGGUUUACUAGAACUAGACAGCGCGAGUCAACUGCCUUGUCCAGAAUUUCCAGCACUCAUAUCCGACAUUGAAGAUCUAGAAGAAGGCGAUGACAUGAUGUAUGAGAUUCUAUGAUCUCAGCUACUGAGUUUGCACAUCCUUGGGAAUCGCUCAUGGUAUGGUAUGGUAUGGUAUAUGUUUGUCAACAGACCAAUAAAACAACCAAAGACACAGAAAUAACUAUUGAAGAGGUACUCAGAACGAGUGGCUUAGAUAUAUUAGCUCGCAAUUGUCCAUCAAUGUGGAUUACUGUCUACAUCAGUGUACUAUGACCUACAACUAGUCUUUUUCCAGGUCUAUUGUCUUUCUGCGAUUCGCUUCUCUUGAUCUCUGACAAGAAUUUUUGACACACAUCCCUGCCAUUCACCCAUCCACAAUAUCGAAAUCACAUGGGCAACUAAAUGAUGACUGGGUAUAUCGUGCAUCCAAUCCUUCCAGAAGCAGUCAAAUAGAUGGAGCUCCUAGACAUCGCGGAGCGCUGCGGAGUUUGGGCAGCUCUCGCUCUGGAUACACAAG
This is a messenger RNA of Aspergillus japonicus CBS 114.51, 2225 nucleotides long. RefSeq lists its product as uncharacterized. Bases 165 to 1784 code for a protein of 539 amino acids. The transcript is spliced from 3 exons. Lineage: Eukaryota; Fungi; Ascomycota; Eurotiomycetes; Eurotiales; Aspergillaceae. The record is from RefSeq and is a predicted model, not a curated record.